Molecule: messenger RNA, 693 nt
Organism: Epithele typhae
Lineage: Eukaryota; Fungi; Basidiomycota; Agaricomycetes; Polyporales; Epitheliaceae
Exons: 3
Biological process (GO): transmembrane transport; monoatomic ion transport
Cellular component (GO): membrane
Molecular function (GO): monoatomic ion channel activity
Source: RefSeq, a predicted model, not a curated record
ACUCGUUCGAUCUAUUCUAUGACGCGCGAUGAGAUCGCAAAGAACAUUGCGAAUCGCUUUGUCCACUCGGGGACGUACAUCAUGCUCUACCUGGCCAUGGCUGCGCUGUCCGUCACCACCGUGGUCCUCAGUCUAGUCAACGACUGUCCUACCCUCCCAUUCUACAUCCUGGAGUUUAUCAUCAAUGGAGCUAUGAUCCUGGAGGUUGGAGUGCGUUUUGUGGCCUUUGGACGGCAAUUCUGGAAGUCCGCCUGGAACAUCAUGGACCUCGUCCUGACGGCAUUCUGCGUGAUCACCCUCCUCUUCAUCUUCUUUGCGGGCUGCGACAACACCAGCAAAGAGGAAGAGCUGCUGGACACAUUGCUGCUUGUCGCACGUAAUGUGCUCCAGUUUGGCCGUCUCGCUUCGGUUAUGCGGCAGUCCGGACAGUCCAUCUUCACGCGCCCGAAGCCCAUCGACCUCUCCGCGGCGCGGCGGCGCGGGUACACACUCGACAUCGACAUGGAGGACGAGGACGAGACAGGGGGCGAGCUCGGCCGGCCGCUGAUCCGGAGCAGCGACGUCGUGUUCGACGCGGCCGAGGAGCCGCCGCGGACGAAUGUCCAGCGCGCGAACGCGCUCUCGGACAUGCCCCGCGCGGUGCAGGCGGCCCAGAACCGCGAACAGGAGGACAUGUGGGCCGCGCUGGGGUAA